UUCCGUGUGUGAUUCUUUCCGUUGGUUUAACUGGUGAGAAAUUAGAUCCUGAAGUUGCGAUCUUAACACGUAGGGAUGUGGUUCGUAUUAAACCAAAUAUUCUGAUGACAUACUGGUUUAAACCAGCGGGCAGUGAGCUGCUCCGUCAGCCGUAACACCGUGGCGUUAUAAUUUUACUGAAGACUGAACACUUUUUUGGAGGCCUGGGGGUAAACAGUUAAGCUAACGUUGAAUAUCCACCAUGUCUUGGGAAGAAUUACCUUGUUUUCUGGCCUCGCCUCUACCCAGUUUUCCUGCCGUCUAAUCCCGCUGAGCGACAAAGGAAGCAGGUAACUUUAAAUUCUACUGCCAAUGCAGCGCAGGGGAAAAUUAUAAAUUACUCAACACCAACGGUUUACUCUAGCUUGCUAGCUUGUGUGCCAUGGCGGACAGCUUUGGAGAGGAGUCCAGCAGCAGUGCCCUUGGCUUAGACGUUACCGGACAGGGCAGCGGAGCCUCGCAGCUGCCGAUUUUGGGUAAUUCUCUGCCGAUGGGACACUCGGCCACUGGCGGUGCGCACUCCAGCUCCAGCCCGGCCUCUCCUCCUCCUGCCGCCGCCGCGCAGAGUGGCCUAACAGCUGUUGUGGCCCCUCUGUCCGCUGUCACUGCUACCCCAGUCAGUUUUGGAAACACAUUGACUCCCGGCUCCUCGCCACCCGUCGUGGCCGUGUCUCCCAGUGUACAUGCCUCCUCUCCUCUCCCCGGUGUUGGGCUAGGAGCAGCAGGAGCGGGCCUCCUAUCUCAAAUCAACGCCACUUCCUGGGACCCAACUCUCAGCACGGACUGGGACAACGAAAAGGCUUCCCAGCAGUGCAUCCUGAGGAUAAAGAGGGAUAUCAUGUCCAUCUACAAGGAACCUCCACCGGGGAUGUUUGUAGUCCCUGAUCCUCAAGACAUGACCAAGAUCCAUGCCCUGAUCACAGGGCCAUUUGACACACCAUACGAGGGUGGCUUCUUCCUCUUCCUGUUUCGCUGCCCCCCAGACUACCCCAUCCACCCACCGCGAGUGAAGCUCAUCACCACUGGACACAACACUGUCCGCUUCAAUCCCAACUUCUACCGCAAUGGCAAAGUAUGCCUCAGCAUCCUGGGGACGUGGACAGGCCCAGCAUGGAGUCCAGCUCAGAGUAUCUCAUCUGUGCUCAUCUCAAUCCAGUCUCUGAUGACGGAGAACCCUUAUCACAAUGAACCUGGCUUUGAACAGGAGCGUCACCCAGGGGACAGUAAGAAUUACAACGAGUGCAUCCGCCAUGAAACUAUGAGGGUGGCGGUGUGUGACAUGCUGGAGGGCAAAGUUCCCUGUCCUGAAGCUUUGUUGAGUGUGAUGGAGAAGUCCUUCCUUGAAUACUAUGAUUUCUACGAGGGAGUUUGCAAAGAGAGACUGCAUCUGCAGGGGCAGAACAUGCAGGACCCAUUUGGCGAGAAGCGUGGCCGUUUCGACUAUCAGGGCUUGCUGGCUCGCCUCAGUGCAACACACAGACGACUACGGGAGAAAAACCUGGCAGAGGAUAACCACAAUGACAACGACUCAGACUCAGACACCAGCUCCUCGGGGACAGACCCUGACAGUCAAGGGAGCUCACAGCCCUGACUUCUUGGACGGUGCUGGGCUUAAAGCCAGACCGAAAAUUAAAGAUGAGAGAACA
This is a messenger RNA of Archocentrus centrarchus (flier cichlid), 1685 nucleotides long. It is a transcript of the gene ube2z, whose product is annotated as ubiquitin-conjugating enzyme E2Z. Gene Ontology annotation, cellular component: nucleus. Lineage: Eukaryota; Metazoa; Chordata; Actinopteri; Cichliformes; Cichlidae. Bases 422 to 1630 code for a protein of 402 amino acids. Gene Ontology annotation, biological process: negative regulation of apoptotic process. Gene Ontology annotation, molecular function: cysteine-type endopeptidase inhibitor activity. The record is from RefSeq and is a predicted model, not a curated record. The transcript is spliced from 7 exons.